Mytilinidion resinicola is the source of this 948-nucleotide messenger RNA. RefSeq lists its product as uncharacterized. The transcript has 2 exons. The coding region runs from base 1 to 948 and encodes 315 amino acids. The record is from RefSeq and is a predicted model, not a curated record. Lineage: Eukaryota; Fungi; Ascomycota; Dothideomycetes; Mytilinidiales; Mytilinidiaceae.
AUGCAGCUGGUGCAGAAGGCUGCGCAAGGCGCUCGGCGUGCUGUCGACGCUCUGGGAAAGGCACGGCGAGAGGACGGGGCUGCGGGUGGCUUGCGGCCUGCGCGGGCCUGUCCAGGGCGAGUCUCAGAGCAGACGCCGCCGUGUGUGGUCGCGGUGUGGGGGUGCAGAGCACGUCGUCCGGUGGCGCCCAACCACGCUGAGGGCGAAGAGUCGGCAGAGCAGUGGCCGGGGUUUGGUCGCCGAUGUCAAAGACCUCCGCUCAUGAGCACUUCUGACGAGGCCAGAGCCGUGCUGCAGCGAUGGAAUACGUCUUGGCGCUGGGAGGAGCGCGGGCAUCUCGGUGAGGAGCAUCGCGGUGCCCUGGAGUCGCAGGAUCCCGCCACGCACGCCCGUAGCGGCCGGGGAGCAGGGAGAGACGGCACCAGCCUCUCGUGCCUCUAUCGUGCUGGCGGCGUCGCUGUCACUCUUGCCGCGCCUCCCUCGCCCGCCGUGGGACUGGGUCGUGGCGAUCUCCUCAGCGCGUCGAGGGGUGGAGGAAUCCCGGCAUCGCAUCGCUUGCGGCUUGCCGUCCUCGCACAGCGGCCGCCAGGUGUACCGCUGCAGGCGAUACAGUGCGGAGGUGCACGUGGGCGAGGUGGGAAAACGCGCCCCCAGACAGAGCAGUUGGGCGCCCGCUUGGGGCUCGAAAGAGGAGGUCCACCGCUCAGGCUCCAGACGUGGUCGUGGUGUGGUGUGCGUACGUAUUUGGGGUUAGGUAAUGGGGUGGAUGAAGGACGGUUCCGGCGCGAGGCCCGAAAAGGAGAUGCCCGGUCUGGCGAUGCACUCCGGCACGGAUCGUGGCCAAUUCAUCCUCUCCACACGCCCAGCUCCCCGGGAACCACCCAGGCGGCUCUCGCGGCCAAAACAAACUCCCCCUCAUGCCCUCCCACGAUGCACACAAUCGACUGA